Cornus florida is the source of this 1460-nucleotide messenger RNA. RefSeq names its product LOB domain-containing protein 40-like. The transcript is spliced from 2 exons. NCBI's taxonomy places the organism in Eukaryota, Viridiplantae, Streptophyta, Magnoliopsida, Cornales, Cornaceae. Bases 307 to 1140 code for a protein of 277 amino acids. Gene Ontology annotation, biological process: regulation of gene expression. The record is from RefSeq and is a predicted model, not a curated record.
CAAAAGAAAAUUCACCAACCUUUCCGUGGCCAUAGAAAAUGCCAGACUUCCUCCACAAUACCACUAUUUGGGAAACCACUGCGCUCCUCUUACUUGCCAACAACCCCCGUCACAAACCCAUUCCCCCCAUAUAACCCCUCCAUCUCUCUCUCACGCCAACACCCCCCAUAUGAACCCUCUCUCUAUCUCUCUUCAUAGAUAUACAUAAAUAUAUAUAGAUACACACACAGAGAUAUAUAAAUAUAUAUAUAUAUAUAUAUAUAUAUAUUACUGGUAAAUAAUUACUUGCUGGUUAGUAUAGUUGCGAUGCGGAUGAGCUGUAAUGGAUGCCGAGUUCUACGCAAAGGUUGCAGCGAAAACUGCAUCAUCAGACCCUGUCUUCAAUGGAUCAAAUCCCCUGAAUCCCAAGCCAACGCCACCGUCUUCCUCGCCAAAUUCUACGGCCGGGCUGGCCUCCACAACCUCAUCAAAGCUGGUCCUGAGCACCUCCGUCCCGCUAUUUUUAGAUCUCUGCUUUACGAAGCUUGUGGACGGAUUGUGAAUCCAAUCUACGGAUCGGCAGGGUUACUGUGGUCGGGAAGCUGGCAUCUCUGUCACGCCGCCGUCGAAGCGGUUCUCAAUGGCGCUCCGAUCGUGCAAGUUUCUCCCGACACAGCGUUGAGCGCCAUGAGCCCGCCUCUGAAGGCGUGCGAUAUUCGACACGUGUCCAACAACGAUGAGAACUCCGCCGCUUCUUCCCGCGAUCUGCACAAGGUCAAGACUCGCGGCGGCCGGUUCAAGCGCGCCCCUCUCAAGAGGAGGCCGAAGGCGGAGCUGGGUGUGGAUGAGGUGGCUCGGGUGAUUUGGGGCUUGUCUCACAAGAACGAGGUGGAGGGAUCGGCGAGUCACGACUCGGUGGUGAGUCAGCAUGCGGGGCCUUCCAGCCACGGCGGAGAGAAUGAGAAGGGGGACUGCGUGUCGGGGGAUACGGUGGAGGCGUCGCUGGUGGAGCGAACCGAUAGAACCGUAGUCGAGCUGGCGCUGACUCUAGGGUUCGAGCCAGCUGCGAGGAAAGAAAGAGUUGGGCCAUCAGUUGAAGAGAUCAACGGUGUAGAUGAAGCCCCGUGCCAGGUUGAGCUGGAGCUGAGUUUAGCUCCGUAAACUAGGGUGCAACUUUUAACCAGUUUUGGCGGCUCACAUUGACAGAUUUAUGUAUCUGUCAUGAGGCUUUUUCUUUUCUUUUAAUUUUGUUUUUGGUGGUUUUGAAAAGAGUUUUUGUUUUCAAUUGUACAAAUUGUAAGACCUGUGGGCCUGUGUAUACAAACACAUAAAUACAGGUGCAAUAGACUUUCUCCCUCCUCAAAUAGUGUCGUCUUUCCCAAAAUUUAAAAUACAAAUAUAUACGUAGUAUAUAUAUAUAUAUGAAUAUAUAAACACAUUUUUUUUUUUUUCAAGUAAACUCAUAUGUAUAUGCAAAAACA